CCUGGCCAAGCCAGUUGGAAAUGGACGGAGGUGGCUGCUCGAUCACCCAUUGCCGGAUGGAGAUCUUUAGUGGACCGUUGUUUUCCUGCGAUCUUACUUUGGGAUUGUGCUGCGAUGAGCUUCUUGCUUCACGUCACCUGUUGAACAGAAAUGAAGCCUCAAACUCUUCGUGUGCACAGAAGUAAAAUGAAACUCAUCGCAAGGGGUUGAACGCAGGGCAUCACUGUCAACGAAAGUCCGUUUGCAUGGUAUUUGCUGAACCAUGGAGGCUACGUCCAGUACGUCGCCGUCAGUGGAGACGUAUACCUUUGAGUUGAGUCCAAACCCCAUUCGUUUCGACCCCGUGAGUCAAAUCACGAAAGUGUUCUUCGACGACGUAAAUCAGCAGGUGUUCGCCGUGAGGUCAGGCGGCGCGACAGGAGUAGUUGUCAAAGGUCCCGAACCAUUGAAGACCAUAGAUUUUCGGAUGGAAGAUAAGGGUGAUGUAAUGUCGAUCAAGUUCUCUCCAGAUAUUAAGGUCCUUGCAAUCCAACGAUGCCAGAAGUCUGUAGAGUUCAUAAAUUUCAAAGGAACUCUAGAUACUGUCGAGUAUUCUCAAAGCUGCAAAGGGAAGUCGACAAAAAUUCUCGGCUUUACGUGGACAUUCGUGAACGAGAUCGUGUUCGUAACCGACCACGGCAUCGAGCUGUACCAAGUGAGCAGCGAAAAGCGAGCGUUGAGGCUGAUUAAAACGUACAGCCUGCAAGUGCACUGGUUUGCUUACCAACCUGCAACCUCACUUCUGUUGUUGUCGUCAGGAGUGUUGGGUAAUCUUCUUCACCCUUUCCACCUCAAGCCCGGAGUUGUCUCGCGUCUGCCCAAGUUCGAGGUGGACCUCCCUCACAUUCCAAAACCUCCGCGGCUGUGCCUACUGGAACGAGAUGUGACCCUCGCCGUGUUGUACGGCAGUGCCACAAUACUGGUCCUGCGGCACCAGGCCAGAAGCUUGGGCGCCGAGAUUGUCAUCUACACGAUGCAGAAAGAAGGACCUCCCAGAAAAACAGACAUCCUUCGCCUUGACACAAGCGGGCGGUUUGCUGCCAACGUUGUCGACAACCUCGUCAUCGUGCACCACCAAUCUUCCAGAACAUCCAUGCUGUUUGACAUCAGGCUCCCAGGGGAGAGUGACGGAUUCGUGAACUACCACAGACCGAUCGUGCCACCUUCUCCGAUCCGCCCUUUCAAGUUCAGAGUUCCGGUAGUCCCUAAUAGCGCAGAGACCGUUAACUGUGAACUCUACUCGCCCAACUGGGUUGUCUUCCAGCCCAACAUCAUCAUAGAUGCCAAGCUCGGCUGUCUGUGGUACGUCAAGCUUUCACUACAACCACUGGUGCUCCACUUCACUGAUAAGUGCCUGCUCGUAGACUUCCUCCUGCAGCGAAACAAUUCCAAGCAGGUCUUGCUCCAGGUCUGCAGGGAGGCCCUCAGUCGCGACGGAGAACUCAACCUCGCACAGAUUGCCACCAUUUUCGACAAGAUCAACGCGACACCACAGUUUUCCGGAGGGCCGUCCGAUCCCUCGGAGAUGUACUCUCAGGUCUUCUCCGUAUUCGAAGAGGCCGGAGAGGACAGGUUCCAGUUUGUCGUUUCGGUCGUGAUCGAGUACAUCCGGUCACUCGUAGAGAACCGCCUCGGAGUGCCACACUACCUCAACGAGAUGAUAAUCAAUGUCUUGGUGCGGAACGGGAGGUUCUACCAGUUACACCAAUUCCUGCAGUACCACAUCCUGGCUGACUCCAAGCCCCUGGCGUGCACCUUACUAUCCUUGCACUCCCUGUACCCGCCGGCCAGCCAGCUGGCGCUCGACAUGCUCAAGAGGCUCGGCUCGACCGAGGAAGAGAUCGUGGAAGUGCUGCUGUCGCAGGGGAAAGUGCUCUCUGCCAUACGCUUUGUACAAGCCAGCGGAAACGUAGACGCAAUGUCGGCGCGCAAGUACCUCGACGUUGCCAAGAAUCAGUGUGAACCGGCUGUGUUUUAUGCUGUGUACAGGUUCUUCGAACACAGAAAUACUCAGAUAAGGGGACAGCCGGGUUUCGUUAAGGGUGAACACUGCGAACAGUAUGUCAAACAUUUUGAAAGCUUAUAUGGACAGCCAGAGAAGCCGAGCAGUGUGUAACUGUCAUUCCUAAAUGCCCUUCUGAACUGUGCUUGUGGGGUUUAAUGGGCUCUGUCCACAGGACAGAGCUUGUCAAGCCUUGUCCAGGACGAUGUAGUUGCUGCAUAAAGGAUAGGUUCCUUCCUGAAGUUUGUGGUAGUCAAAUACUGUUAGUCGUUGCACUUCGUAGUAUUUAAACACAAGCAUUGUGCAUAACAUAUUUACCUAACAUAUCGGUCUACUUGUCCCUUGUGAGCAACGCUUGCAGUGAGUUCUGUCAGCCUCUAACUGUUUGACAACAGCUGUUCUCUUUACCACACUGUGCCAACAGCUUUCUUAUACUGCAAGCGCUGUCUCAUCAUGUUGUGAUAGCAGAGAAAUGUCUUUGAGCAGUAUAACUUUUUUUUUGUAGUCACACAGGUGAUUCCAGGCGUCUGUAAGGUACAGUGCGAACUAAAAGACACAUCUUUGGCCUGCGAAAGUCUAAACGAGCUCCCUCUAGUGAAUUGUUAGUACCUCUCAAGCACCUCACCAGGUCUGCAUAGCAGAGUUUCCCAGUGGGGACAAAAACCAUGUGAGAAAUAGAUUAUUACAUGUUUUGUAUGACAAUAAUAAAUUUUCUCACGGAAUACA
Messenger RNA from Ornithodoros turicata, 2767 nucleotides. RefSeq names its product regulator of MON1-CCZ1 complex-like (gene Bulli). Gene Ontology annotation, cellular component: late endosome membrane; lysosomal membrane; Mon1-Ccz1 complex. Bases 263 to 2155 code for a protein of 630 amino acids. The record is from RefSeq and is a predicted model, not a curated record. The transcript has a single exon. Gene Ontology annotation, biological process: regulation of autophagy. NCBI's taxonomy places the organism in Eukaryota, Metazoa, Arthropoda, Arachnida, Ixodida, Argasidae.